AUGGACCGACCACCGCCAUUCACAAAGAUCAACCACAUCAAACUUGCGGCGAAAGAUAUAAGAAUGACCCAGAUGUUCUACAAUGAGAUCAUGGGCUGCGCAUAUAUCCCGGAAUACGAUCACAAAACAGCCCAAGGAGAACUCUUUACCUCAAUGGUUAAGCUGCAGCACGAAGGCAAAGACUUCAUCGUUGAAAUUCGCCACAACGAAGCUCAGGCCAAGGCGCAAGAAGGCUGGGAUCCAAUUACAUGGGGCGUGCCUGCACGUAAGGACCUCGAUAUCUGA
Molecule: messenger RNA, 285 nt
Organism: Recurvomyces mirabilis
Lineage: Eukaryota; Fungi; Ascomycota; Dothideomycetes; Mycosphaerellales; Teratosphaeriaceae
Exons: 1
Coding region: 1-285 (94 amino acids)
Source: RefSeq, a predicted model, not a curated record